AAAGAAAAGAUAAAAUGUUUUUAGACAUAUUUGUGGAUUAUCCUUUCACCUGCGAUAUCCACAAGAUAGAAUUAAGAAAUGUUUUUGAAAACAUUACAAUAAAUAUUUUGGUAUAUAGUUGGUGCCGCUCAAUUAAUCGAAUUUUAUCAGGUAAAAUCCAAUAUCGUGAUGAGGAUGAUGAAACUAAACUUUCAGCACAAAUUUAUUACAAUAAACAUAAACAUAAGUAAAUAUGAUUUUUAUUUAAUUCCAGGUCGCCUACUAAGUACUUUCUAAAUGUUCCUACAUAACGUUGUUCUGUUGAGUUGUAGUAAUCUGUGUUGUAUUUCCAUAUUUCAAUAAAUAACUAUUUUCUACAUUCUGUGGCUAUAUUUUGUAAGUACGUACGUAUGAACAAAUUCCCCUAGAAUAUCUAUAGACGGUUAUUCGUCAUCUCGACACACUAAACUCACCACGAAUGUGUCGAGUUGGUGAAACUCAAAAUUUGUACAUUUAUCAUGUCGUCAACUCGCCACGUCAAGAUUUUAAUUCGUGUCCAGUUAGUGAAACUUAGAUUUUAUCACUUUUAUGUUUUCGCCAAGUUUGGGAAUCAACUUUUCGCGUUUCAAACGUUUGCAAAAUGGACGUUCAGUGGCCGAUGAUGUUUGUGACACAAUGUAUCCAGUUGGCGAAAACAUAAAAGUGAUAAAAUCUAAGUUUCACUAACUGGACACGAAUGAAAAUCUUGAGUGGCGAGUUGACGACAUGAUAAAUGUACAAAUUUCGAGUUUCACCAACUCGACACUUUAAUGGUGAGUUUAGUCUGUCGAGAUGACGAAUAACCUGUAGACAAUACUGAUGUAUACAUGUGUGUGAAAUGGGAUGUACGCACACAUAAACAAUUUGUUUCGGCAGACGAUACCAGAUGGCGCUUCAAAAAUCGUUUGAAGGUUGCAGAAAAAAAUCGAAGUGGGUUCUCUAUUCCCAAUCUAUUUACUAUACUCUAUGAUUUACUGGCAUGGGGAUGCAACUGAAGUACAAUAAUUUUCUGAGGUUUUUUUUUAGAAAUGCGCCAUCUAGUGACGGAUGCCCCGUAACUUGGGUAUUUGUACUUCGUUUUAGUCACUAGAUGUCACUGCACCUUAGACCGAUAUUUCAUCGAUUUAAUAACAAAUCUAAAAAAAGUUUUGUGAUUAGAAAUAUUAACAAAUAUUGUAAUUAAAUAAUUUUAUGAUUUAUUUUUAAUUCUUUUUUAUCUAUGAGGACGUCUUAGUUAAUCACAAUAAUCACACUACUUGAAACCACUUGAAACACUGACGAUUGACAUUGACAGUCGACCAUACUUUUAAAUUAAACCGUUUUCCGUUUUCUAACGUGUUGGUUUAUUCUGAGUGUUAUUUUCUGGUUUUUUUAUUACGAUUGUUGCGUGUUCCUGGACUCUGAUACUGACUGCUUCUGUGAUUGACCUGGCUUCGUAUUUUGGACCUGUGAUCUACUGCAUUUUCAUUGACCCGGCUUUGUAUUUUGGAACCUCGAUCGACUGCUUUUACAUUGACCCGGCACCGUAUUUAGGACUAGAAAAUGCGUCCAGUGGAUCGUCUUAGGGGCGGAAUGCCAUCAACGUCAAGAUAUAAGUGCUACUUUGAUUGUGACAAUGACGGCCCAUUGCACCGAUUUCCUAAACCUGAAUACCCACAUUUGGAAAAGUUUAACUCGUGGAAAAAAGUACUAGAUAAAGCUUUACAAGAGAAAGGCGACAUCUACAUUUAUAACCAAAUUCGAUUUUGCGACAGACAUUUUGAAGAGUGUUACCGUUCAGCCAGUCACCGACUUACUCCAAAUGCAAUACCAACUCUAGAUUUAUCUACAUUACCAGUUGGUCAAACUCUUGAAGGUCCAUCGGGACAUGUCGAGGCAGACAUGUCGAAUUUAUUAAACAUUUCGCAAGAUAAACUUGCUGUCAUUGAGCCAUCCAGCUCUACCCACUAUCAUAGUGAUGUACAGAAUGCAUUACAGACAGCUGAACGCCCUAAAGGUUCUAGGAAAAGAGGGACUUGUCAAUAUUUAAAACGAGUCGUCACCUCCAAAGAGAAGGAGAUAAUAAAGUUAAAACAGAAAGUAUUGAAGCUGAAAAGAAAUAUAAGGAACAAAAUAACAAGAAACUCUCUGCAAGGAAAAUUUCCACAUCAAAAUCAUUUUUGAAAGAGUUAAAUAAAAUGCCUGCAACAAUAAAAAUAUUUACUUCCCUCCAAAUGAAAUGGAAAAAGAAACCACGAGGCAGGCGAUUUACAUUUAACGAAAAAUCAUGGCAUUGACC
Molecule: messenger RNA, 2296 nt
Organism: Helicoverpa armigera (cotton bollworm)
Lineage: Eukaryota; Metazoa; Arthropoda; Insecta; Lepidoptera; Noctuidae
Exons: 4
Coding region: 1561-2181 (206 amino acids)
Source: RefSeq, a predicted model, not a curated record